AAGAGCAGGAGUCCACGAUCUACCUAAGUGAUUUUCUGCGCAGUCUCGGAAGCAAAUCUGAAAGGAGAUGAAGCCCAGACCCGGGCUCUCUGCUCAGCAAAUGACUUUGGAAUACGGACUCGGAUGCCAUGAAACUGAGGACAUUGAGUUUUCUACGUAUUGGCAGUAAAUAUUUUAAACACAAUUUGUAAAGCUUCUUCUCUUAACAUCGGAGGCUACAGCAGCACAGAAAAGGAUGGGAAUUAGGGAGAAGCCAAAGAGCAAUACCCGGCAGCGGCAAGUACUCUUUCCUUUCCUGCUGCUUUUGUUCUGUGGGGGGCUCUCUCAGCAGAUCCGCUACUCUAUUCCGGAAGAAAUGGCCAGGGGCUCAGUGGUAGGGAACCUUGCUGAAGACCUGGGGCUGCAUGUACGGGAUUUAGUGACCCGCAACUUCAGAGUUAGUGCAGAGAAACAAUACUUUAUGGUAAACACAGAGAAUGGCAACAUACUUGUAAGUGACAGAAUAGAUAGAGAAUCGCUCUGUCCCCAAAAUCCUCUGUGUGUCAUGCCCUUAGAGAUUGUGGCAGAGAAUCCUCUAAAUGUUUUUCACAUAACUGUGAAGAUAGAAGAUAUAAAUGACAAUCCACCUUAUUUCCCCCAAAAUAGCAUUGUUCUAAAAAUCAAUGAGCUUGCAAUUCUUGGAUCUCGAUUUGGUUUGGAAUCUGCUGUAGAUGUAGAUGUAGGACCCAACUCUAUCCAGAGUUACCAACUCAGCUAUAGUGAGUAUUUCUCUCUGAUGGUGAAGGAUAAGACUGAAGGCAAGAAUGCCCCAGAAUUAAUAUUGGAGAAGCCACUGGACCGGGAACACCAGGGCUUCCAUCUUCUGGUCCUGACUGCAGUGGAUGGAGGUGACCCAGUCCGAAGUGGCACCGUUCAAAUCAAGAUUGAGGUCACUGAUGCGAAUGAUAACUCCCCAGUGUUCAGUCAGAAUGUGUACAAAGUUAGCCUUCCAGAGAACUUGCCCUCAGGUACCUCUGUGCUAAAGGUGACUGCGAUCGACCAGGAUGAGGGCAUCAAUGCAGAGAUCACCUACUCUUUCAAAACACUAAGAGAUAUUGGGAAUAUAUUUAUGCUAGACCAUCAAAGUGGAGAAAUUAAAUCCAGAGGUCCUAUAGACUUUGAAAACAGUAGUAGUUAUACCGUGAGCAUAGAAGCCAAGGAUGGUGGAGGCAUGGCCACUGAAUGUAAAAUUAUAAUAGAAAUUUUAGAUGAGAAUGACAAUGCCCCAGAGGUCAUUUUCACUUCGGUGUCAAGUUCCAUAACUGAGGACACAGAACAGGGAAUAGUAAUUGCUCUGUUCAAAACACAUGACAAAGAUUCAGGAGAAAAUGGAGAAGUCACAUGCCUCAUAAAAGGAAAAGUUCCUUUUAGAAUGGAAUCUUCUGCCAAUAAUUACUACAAACUUGUAACAGAUGGGGCACUGGACCGGGAGAAGACCUCCGCAUACAAUGUCACCAUCAUAGCCACUGACCGGGGAAAGCCGCCCCUCUCCUCUAGCUCAAGCAUCACUGUGCACAUCACAGAUGUCAAUGACAAUGCGCCCAUUUUCGAACAGGCGUUCUAUAUAGUCCACAUGGCCGAGAACAAUCCUCCAGGUGUUUCCAUCGCCCAAGUAAGAGCCUCCGAUCCUGACCUGGGACCCAACGGCCACGUCUCCUACUCCAUCGUGGCCAGCGACCUGGAGCCACGGGCGCUGGCGUCCUACGUGUCCGUGAACACGCAGAGCGGCGUGGUGUUCGCGCAGCGCGCCUUCGACCACGAGCAGCUGCGCGCCUUCGAGCUGACGCUGCAGGCCCGCGACCAGGGCUCGCCGCCGCUCACCUACAAGAAGUACUGCCCGAUGUCAGUGACCGUCCGGAGCCCUCUGACCCUCAGGCCGAGCUGCAGUUUUACCUGGUGGUGGCGUUGGCCUUGA
Messenger RNA from Suricata suricatta (meerkat), 1954 nucleotides. Its product is annotated as protocadherin gamma-B2-like. The record is from RefSeq and is a predicted model, not a curated record. NCBI's taxonomy places the organism in Eukaryota, Metazoa, Chordata, Mammalia, Carnivora, Herpestidae. Gene Ontology annotation, molecular function: calcium ion binding. The transcript has 2 exons. Gene Ontology annotation, biological process: homophilic cell-cell adhesion. Bases 236 to 1954 code for a protein of 572 amino acids. Gene Ontology annotation, cellular component: plasma membrane.